Lycium ferocissimum is the source of this 969-nucleotide messenger RNA. RefSeq names its product syntaxin-61-like. The record is from RefSeq and is a predicted model, not a curated record. Bases 285 to 719 code for a protein of 144 amino acids. NCBI's taxonomy places the organism in Eukaryota, Viridiplantae, Streptophyta, Magnoliopsida, Solanales, Solanaceae. The transcript is spliced from 4 exons.
GAUGUGAUUCGAUAUUGAUCUUCUGCACCUUUAACUAACUUCAUAUCCUUUUAUCGAUACUAAGUUCCUGUUUUCUUGAUGAGAAGGUGGAUGAAUUGGACAAAACAAUUGUUGUUGCAACGAGAUCUGCUUCUUGGUAUGGUAUUGUUCAUAUCGAGCUUGAUAAAAGAAGAAGAUGGACCAGCAAUGCCCGUGCUCAAGUAUAGCUGUUGAUGCCAUAUAUAUAUAUAUAUAUUCUCCUUUUUUCCUUAAAAUAAAAGAGCUAAUUUAAUUAGGUAGGAAGCAUGAGGAAAGCAGUAGUAAAGGAGUCAAAUGGGACAAGUACAUCUAAUCUUAAUGAACUGUUGAGACUGCCAGAUUCUGAUCAGAAUGAGCGAUCUGAUGCAUACUCUGCCCGAGAUAAUGAUGACUUCAUAUCAUCAGAAUCAGAUAGACAAUUGCUUCUUAUGAGGCAACAGGAUGAUGAGCUAGACGAGCUUAGUGCUAGUGUAGUUAGAAUUGGAGAUAUCGGGCUCACCAUGCAUGAUGAACUUCUUGCACAUGACAAGAUCGUAAAUGAAUUGGGCAUAGAGAUGGACAGUACAUCUAAUCGUCUUGAUUUUGUUCAGAAAAAGGUCGCCAUGGUAAUGAAGAAGGCCAGCGUCAAGGGACAGAUGAUGAUUAUCUGUUUUCGGAUAGUUUUGUUCAUUGUCCUUUUCGUUCUAGUUUUCUUGACCUAGUUUCAUUUGUUUUCUGAUAGUUUUGUUUUAUUCCAUUCAUUCUGAUUUUCUCGACCUAGUUUCAUUUGUUUUCUGAUAGUUUUGUUUUAUUCCAUUCAUUCUGAUUUUCUCGACCUAGUUUAUGUAUGUAUUGUUAGGGAAUAAUAACUGGCUUCCAUACAUCAUAUAUAAAUUGAAAAUCCGGGCAUCGAAACUAAGUAUAGAUUUUGUCAUAUUCUAACAAAAAGCGAAAUAAUAGUAGAGUAUGUUA